GUAGUCUUGUUAGUCGAAAAUUUUACCAACUGGAAUCUCGUCUCUGAUUCAAUUUCCAUGUUGCCGCCGCAGAUUCCAGAGCACGAGAGGGAGGCCGCCGCGGAGGAGAAGCCAUCCACCGCAAGCUACGUCCACAAACCCACUCCCCUCCACCGCUCCGCCACCGCUUUCGCCGCCUCGGGGCGGCGGCGGGCCAGCCGGACCGAAUGCGAGGCCGUCUCGGUCGCCUGCGACAAGUGCCGCCCGAGCGCAGCGCCGGUCGAGCUUCCGGCCCGCCGCCAUCAGCGGCAGCGUCCUACGCCUCCCUCCUCAUCCUCGCCCGACCCCGGCGGCCUGCUUCGCUCGCUAGUCCUCUCCCUCACCCGCCGGAGCCCCACGCCGGCGGCCGAGGAAAAGUGGCGCAUUGUCGCGGAAGAGAUGUCGAGGAAGCUUGUCCACGCCGCGCGGAAGCGCGACGAGGCCCAGCACGAGACCUCCAGCCUCAGGAUCUCGCUCGCCGAGCUCGAGACGAAGAUCCUCCUACUCGAGUCACAGUGCCGUGACCUCCGGACCGCCUUCCUUCCCUCCGACCCUAGGGCUCCCCCCUUCCCCGCCGAUGUCUUCCGCCGCGCCGUUUCCGACUGCCGCGCGGACGUGCGGCACCUCGCCCGCUCGCUAAUUGCUCACCUCCGGGCCUCCGAUGGCGGGGUCGCGUCCCUGAUCCAACCCUACGAUCGGAAGCCUCUCUUCCACAUGGAGGCGCUGCUGAACCGGAUUUUCCACGCCAGCUUCGAGGAGGACGCCGAGGAGGGGACCGGACCGAUCGAGCCGGCGGCCCGGUGCGAGGCGAGCCGGGCCGGCUACGAGGCCGUCAACGGCCUUCGUUGGGACGAGGUGCUGCUCAGGGGGACGCGGCACUACAGCGAGGGCCUGAGCCGCUUCUGCGACCAGAAGAUGAGCGAGGUGGUGGCGACGCUGGGGUGGGCGCGACCGUGGCCGGAGCCGCUUCUGCAGGCCUUCUUCGGCGCGGCCAAAUGGUCGUGGGUGGUGCGGCUGAUGGCGCGGUCCGUGCACCCGGCGAUCCCCCUGCUGAAGGCGGAGCAGGGGAUGGCCUUCGAUGGGCGGUACAUGGAGGACGCGGCGGCCGACCGAGUGCGGAGGGUGACGCCGGCGACCGUGCGGACGAUGGUGGCGCCCGGGUUCCACCUGUACAACGACGGUGACGGCGGGGUGGUGAAGUGCAAGGUGCUGUGCGUGUACGAAAACAGUAGUAGCUGCGGCGACAGUGAUUACAGCAACGGCACAGGGUGAGCUUCACUACGCCUCCACGAGGAAUUUGUUGGCAUCUUCCUUUCUUAUAUUUUUGUUUCUCUUCAGUUUCUAUGUACAAGAUUGUGAGGAUAUGGUUUAAUAAUGACUUAGAUAUGGCUUAAUAAUAACUAUUGUAUUUUUACUUUA
Zingiber officinale is the source of this 1437-nucleotide messenger RNA. Its product is annotated as IRK-interacting protein-like. Bases 58 to 1290 code for a protein of 410 amino acids. The record is from RefSeq and is a predicted model, not a curated record. Lineage: Eukaryota; Viridiplantae; Streptophyta; Magnoliopsida; Zingiberales; Zingiberaceae. The transcript is spliced from 2 exons.